Messenger RNA from Perkinsus marinus ATCC 50983, 813 nucleotides. RefSeq names its product cAMP-dependent protein kinase catalytic subunit isoform 2, putative. Gene Ontology annotation, cellular component: cAMP-dependent protein kinase complex. Gene Ontology annotation, biological process: signal transduction; peptidyl-serine phosphorylation. NCBI's taxonomy places the organism in Eukaryota, Perkinsozoa, Perkinsida, Perkinsidae. Gene Ontology annotation, molecular function: ATP binding; cAMP-dependent protein kinase activity. The transcript is spliced from 8 exons. Bases 1 to 813 code for a protein of 270 amino acids. The record is from RefSeq and is a predicted model, not a curated record.
AUGGCUCUGAAAUGCGUCAAAAAGGCCAACCAUUCCCGAUCCCUCAAGGUACUCGAGCGAGAGAGAGAUCUUCUAACGAAGGUCGACCAUCCGUGCAUAGUGCGUCAGGCUGCCACGUUACAGGAUGAAAAAUACGUGUAUUUCCUUCUGGAGUGCUGUGCUGGAGGGGAUCUCCAUGCACGCAUGCGCACUAUCGGGCUCUUCUCAUUAGAGGCGGGCAAGUUCGUUGCAGGUAGCGUGCAUUCCGCCCUACAGCAUCUACAUGGCCACCAUCAUAUUAUAUUCCGGGACCUCAAACCUGAGAAUCUCCUCCUUGAUACGAGAGGCUAUCUCAAGCUGGCUGAUUUCGGAACCGCUAAGAAGUUCACUCCGGGUAGUCCAGAGAAAACAUAUUCCCUAGUCGGAAGUCCUCAUUAUAUGGCUCCCGAAGUGAUCCUUGGUACGGGCUAUAGUUACGAGUAUGACUACUGGUCGCUUGGAGUUAUCCUAUUUGAGUGUUUGUUCGGUCCCAAGCCCUUCGGGGAGGAGCUCCGCGACACGGAGCAUCUGCAGAUCUUCAACAGAAUUGUCCGCGCGGAUAGCGACCCCCUCUCGUUUCAUCCAUUCCUUACCCCCCAGCUAGACUCUGAGGAGAGAGAUUCAUGCGAACAGACUAUUUCCGCACUCUUGUGUUACGAUUCACACGAUAGGGCAGGAAACAUCCGCCGUAUCUCAGAGUUCGGCAUACUGAGAGGUUACCAUCCCGCCCUCAUCUGGGGCCGACUUUCUGUGUCCCCCCUGAUGCCAGACACUACUGCUAGAGGCACCGCAUAA